This is a messenger RNA of Brassica oleracea var. oleracea, 455 nucleotides long. Its product is annotated as cx9C motif-containing protein 4. Bases 146 to 337 code for a protein of 63 amino acids. NCBI's taxonomy places the organism in Eukaryota, Viridiplantae, Streptophyta, Magnoliopsida, Brassicales, Brassicaceae. The record is from RefSeq and is a predicted model, not a curated record. The transcript is spliced from 2 exons.
UUUUUUUUUUCUUCAAGCUGCCGACGACUAGUUCCUGAGGCGGCAGAUAAAGUCAAGUCGGUGAUCGGAGAAGUCUGAAAUCAUCCAAAACCCCCAAAAGUUGUGAAAGCCUGAGCGAGAGAGAGAGAGAGAGAGAGAGAGAGAGAUGCCGCAACCAAGCAAAGAGCCGUGCAAGAAAGAGGCUUGCGACAUUCAAGCCUGUCUCUCCAAGAACAAUUUUCUUCCGCAAAGGUGCCAGACAGUGAUAGAGAAGUUACAAGCUUGUUGUGAGAAAUGCAAUAACGAGUCAACGCACUGUGGAUCUGUAUCUGCCCUCUUGAAGCAAAUCAAGAAGUAGUGUAAACCAACGAGAGAGGAGGAGGCAUCAUCAAGUUAAAAAAACAUCAAUGAGCAUUUGUUUACUCAUUUUUGUCUCCUCUGAUAUAUUUUUGUAUAAAUUUGACAGAGUCACUUUU